Molecule: messenger RNA, 2023 nt
Organism: Octodon degus (degu)
Lineage: Eukaryota; Metazoa; Chordata; Mammalia; Rodentia; Octodontidae
Gene: Slc17a6
Product: solute carrier family 17 member 6
Exons: 12
Coding region: 155-1906 (583 amino acids)
Biological process (GO): monoatomic anion transport; synaptic transmission, glutamatergic; regulation of synapse structure or activity
Cellular component (GO): synaptic vesicle membrane; excitatory synapse
Molecular function (GO): neurotransmitter transmembrane transporter activity; L-glutamate transmembrane transporter activity
Source: RefSeq, a predicted model, not a curated record
UCUCUCACUCGCGCUCUCGUUGGAGGCACACCAGUACCAGUCCUCUGAGAAGAAAAAGCCCACAGCUACGCUAAGCUGUAGGGAAAAUAUGCACAGCCCUCGCUUUUCUUAGCAAUCGCUACUUAAAUCUGGCAAGACAUCAGUCUUCUCGAGGAUGGAGGCAGUGAAACAAAGGAUUUUGGCCCCAGGAAAAGAGGGGCUAAAGAAUUUUGCUGGAAAAUCUCUCGGCCAGAUCUACAGGGUGCUGGAGAAGAAGCAGGACACCGCGGGGGAGACCAUCGAGCUGACAGAAGACGGGAAGCCCCUGGAGGUGCCCGAGAGGAAGGCGCCGCUGUGCGACUGCACGUGCUUCGGGCUGCCGCGCCGCUACAUCAUCGCCGUCAUGAGCGGCCUGGGCUUCUGCAUCUCCUUCGGCAUCCGCUGCAAUCUGGGUGUGGCCAUCGUGGACAUGGUCAACAACAGCACUAUCCACCGCGGCGGCAAGGUCAUCAAGGAGAAAGCGAAAUUCAACUGGGACCCGGAAACGGUGGGGAUGAUCCACGGUUCCUUCUUUUGGGGCUACAUCAUCACACAGAUUCCGGGCGGAUACAUCGCAUCGCGCCUGGCAGCUAACAGGGUAUUUGGAGCCGCCAUACUUCUUACCUCCACCUUGAACAUGCUAAUCCCAUCAGCAGCCAGAGUGCAUUAUGGGUGUGUCAUCUUUGUUAGAAUACUACAGGGACUAGUUGAGGGUGUCACCUACCCAGCAUGUCAUGGGAUUUGGAGCAAAUGGGCCCCUCCACUGGAGAGAAGUAGACUGGCCACGACCUCCUUCUGUGGUUCCUACGCUGGAGCUGUAAUCGCCAUGCCCUUAGCCGGUAUUCUUGUGCAGUACACGGGCUGGUCUUCAGUGUUCUACGUCUAUGGAAGUUUCGGGAUGGUCUGGUACAUGUUUUGGCUUUUGGUGUCUUACGAGAGCCCUGCAAAACACCCUACUAUUACAGAUGAAGAACGUAGGUACAUAGAAGAAAGCAUUGGAGAGAGUGCAAAUCUAUUAGGUGCAAUGGAAAAAUUCAAGACUCCAUGGAGGAAAUUUUUUACAUCUAUGCCAGUCUAUGCAAUCAUUGUUGCGAACUUCUGCCGAAGCUGGACUUUUUACUUACUGCUUAUUAGUCAGCCAGCAUAUUUUGAGGAAGUCUUUGGAUUUGAAAUCAGCAAGGUCGGUAUGCUGUCAGCUGUGCCCCACUUAGUCAUGACAAUCAUUGUGCCCAUUGGAGGACAGAUUGCAGAUUUUCUAAGAAGCAAGCAAAUCCUUUCGACAACGACAGUGAGGAAGAUCAUGAAUUGUGGUGGUUUUGGAAUGGAAGCCACCCUGCUGCUGGUGGUUGGCUAUUCUCACACCAGAGGGGUCGCCAUCUCAUUCUUGGUACUUGCAGUGGGAUUCAGCGGAUUUGCUAUAUCUGGCUUCAACGUGAACCACUUGGAUAUUGCACCAAGAUAUGCCAGCAUCUUAAUGGGCAUUUCAAAUGGCGUUGGCACGUUGUCGGGAAUGGUUUGCCCUAUCAUUGUAGGUGCAAUGACGAAAAAUAAGUCACGUGAGGAGUGGCAGUAUGUCUUCCUGAUCGCAGCCCUCGUCCACUACGGUGGAGUUAUAUUUUAUGCCAUAUUUGCCUCGGGAGAGAAGCAACCCUGGGCAGACCCUGAGGAAACAAGUGAAGAAAAAUGUGGAUUUAUCCAUGAAGAUGAACUGGAUGAAGAAACAGGGGACAUUACUCAGAAUUAUAUAAAUUAUGGUACCACUAAGUCGUACGGUGCCACGACACAGGCUAACGGAGGUUGGCCUAAUGGUUGGGAAAAGAAAGAGGAAUUUGUGCAAGAAGGAGUACAAGACUCAUAUACCUAUAAAGACCAAGGUGAUUAUUCAUAACACAAUUAAUUGCUGGAUUUAUUUUUAGUGUUUGUGAUUAAAUUAAAUGUGAUUGCACAAAAAAAUUAAAAGUGUGGUGUAAACAUGUAAACAUAUCAACCAAGCAAGUCUUGCUGU